AAUGAGUAUAUGGAUUGAGCUGAGUGACAUAUUUUUAAGUCACUUAUGUUGGUUAAUAUAAGAUAAGAAUAAAAGUAGGAAAAUAGGAUUUCAUAUUCGGAAAAAUAAUACGUAAAGAUAAUUUUUUAUUAGUAUAAAUAAGAAACUAUACUUUUAGCGAUGGUGGUCCAUAUAAUGAAAAAGGUGAUUGGAAUAAAAAAGGAAGAUGGAUUGAAUUGAUAGAAGGGUUUAAAUUCUUAUUUAAUGGAAUUAAUGAUGACAUUUAUAGAAAUGGAUAGAAAGUUUGUAGGUGAAU
Molecule: messenger RNA, 295 nt
Organism: Paramecium pentaurelia
Lineage: Eukaryota; Ciliophora; Oligohymenophorea; Peniculida; Parameciidae
Source: the annotation of a GenBank genome assembly